UCCAAGGCCGAAAUCCCAAAAAGCCCAAAAGUCUCCUUUUAAAACUCAAAAGCCCUUGUAAUCAGUCGCCAUUGCUGCUGGUGCUGGGGUUUGUAUUGCUGAGCGGCGCACAUCUUCAACAGUAUCUCACGAGCUCAGCUGCUCUUCCACCAUGGCCGUAGGAAAGAACAAGCGAAUUUCAAAGGGAAAGAAGGGAGGCAAGAAGAAGGCUGUCGAUCCAUUCGCAAAGAAAGAGUGGUAUGAUAUCAAAGCCCCUUCAGUUUUCAGCAACAAGAACGUUGGGAAAACCCUAAUUACCCGUACUCAGGGUACCAAGAUUGCCUCAGAAGGGCUCAAGCACCGUGUGGUCGAGGCGUCCUUGGCUGAUCUUCAAGGUGAUGAGGAUCACGCAUACAGAAAGAUUCGCUUGAGAGUUGAAGAUGUUCAAGGAAAGAAUGUGCUUACCAACUUCUGGGGAAUGGACUUCACCACUGACAAGCUGAGAUCACUUGUAAGAAAAAGGCAGUCUCUUAUAGAGGCUCAUGUGGAUGUGAAAACAACUGAUGCCUACACUCUGCGGAUGUUUUGCAUUGCCUUCACGAAGAAGCGUGUGAACCAGCAGAAGGUUACAUGUUACGCUAAGACCAGCCAAGUUCGCCAGAUUCGGAGGAAGAUGCGGGAGAUCAUGGUCAACCAGGCCCAGUCCUGCAGCCUGAAGGAGUUGGUACAGAAAUUCAUUCCUGAGUCAAUCGGGAAGGAGAUUGAGAAGGCUACAUCGAGCAUCUACCCGCUGCAGAAUGUUUAUAUUAGGAAAGUCAAAAUCCUGAAAGCUCCGAAAUUUGAUCUGGGCAAGUUAAUGGAGGUGCACGGAGACUACACUGAAGAUCUCGGUGCAAAGCUGGAUAGGCCGGUUGACGAGCCCAUUGCCGAGCCAACAGAGGUUGUUGGUGCGUAGAUGGCCUCAGUUAGCUUUAUGUUGAAAUGGAGACAUGAAUGUGUUAUGUUUUUUUGCGAUACAGUUUUGAAUUUUGUUAUAAUCGUGGUAUAUCCCCGAUUUCCUGUACUUCACUUUGUUACGGAUCAGUUGGAAAAAUUUGCAUUCUAGUUUUACUCAUUUUAAUUGAGACGAAUAUAUUAGCUCUUCAA
Messenger RNA from Salvia miltiorrhiza (redroot sage), 1125 nucleotides. RefSeq names its product 40S ribosomal protein S3a-like. Gene Ontology annotation, molecular function: structural constituent of ribosome. The transcript is spliced from 7 exons. Lineage: Eukaryota; Viridiplantae; Streptophyta; Magnoliopsida; Lamiales; Lamiaceae. Gene Ontology annotation, biological process: translation. Gene Ontology annotation, cellular component: cytosol; ribosome. Bases 152 to 934 code for a protein of 260 amino acids. The record is from RefSeq and is a predicted model, not a curated record.